UUUCUUUAUUUAUUUAACCACAGUUACUGUUCAGAUGAAGAUAUAUUGUUUACUAGCUGCUGCCCGCGACGUCGUCUGCGUGAACGCUAUACAGCACCAAAAUGAGCAAGAGAGAGGGCAACCAUUACUGCUUAUACGUACAUUUCAGAAUAAAAUGAUUCUACUAAUAUUAUUUAUUCAACUAUCAUUAAUUAAUUCAGAGUUACAUAUAAACGAGACAGCACAUCAAAUUAAAUAUAUAUUAAAUAAAUACAAAUCGUACAGACAAUCUCGUUGUACCGACAACAAUGAAGAAUAUUCAAAAUUGAAAAACUUUGCUGAGAAUACUUUAAUUUUUUUUGAAAAGACUGAGCGUUUUGGAGACUAUUUGAAACAUUAUAAUGUCAGUGAUUGCCAUACCAGUGAAAACAGAGGAUCUUUGUACAAUUUUCAACAUAUAGUUGAAGGUUUAUUAAUACAUAGUGAUGUACCAGUGACACAUUGGGAUGAAUAUAAGACAGCAUACAACAAAAGUUAUUUAAAUUGUUAUCACGAAAGAACAUCUUAUUUGAUAUGGCGGAAUAACCUCGAACGUGUAGCGAAACAUAAUCAGGAAUACUUGGCUGGAGAGAAGAGUUACUCCUUGCAUCUCAACCAUUUUGGUGACUGGCAUAUAAGCGCUUAUAUAAAGCAGCUAUUGAAAUUAAUAAAGACGAUACCUCUCUUCGACCCAUCUCAAGAUCACGAAAAAAGAGCGUACCAAGACAACAUACACGUACACCGCAGGAUACCAAAAAGCUUCGAUUGGCGCGCUAAAGGUUUUCAGCCGCGGCGUGAGGAACAGUGGCACUGCGGGGCGUGUUACGCGUUUGCGGUCACUCACGCACUGCAGGCGCAGCUUUACAAGAAACACAGAGAUUGGAGAGAGCUGAGUCCACAGCAAAUUGUUGACUGCAGUUUGAAAGAUGGUAACUUGGGCUGUGACGGAGGCUCCUUGCAAGCGGCAAUGAGAUACGCUGCCAGAGAUGGGCUCAUGAUGGAAACCCACUACCCUUAUCUUGGAAAGAGAGGCCGCUGUCACUACAACAGCCGACAUAUCAGAGUACGAGCUCGGCGUUGGGCGAUGUUACCUAAAGAUGAAAAUGCAAUUGAACUGGCCUUAGCGACCAUCGGACCAUUGGCAGUUGCUGUCAAUGCGGCUCCGCUCACUUUCCAAUUAUACAGGUAGUUGUAGUUUUUAUAUCAUAACGGUGACAAACAAAACGUACCUAGGGUCAAUCUGAUGGUAAGUGGUUACCU
This is a messenger RNA of Melitaea cinxia (Glanville fritillary), 1278 nucleotides long. RefSeq names its product cathepsin S-like. Gene Ontology annotation, molecular function: cysteine-type endopeptidase activity. Lineage: Eukaryota; Metazoa; Arthropoda; Insecta; Lepidoptera; Nymphalidae. The transcript is spliced from 8 exons. Gene Ontology annotation, cellular component: lysosome. The coding region runs from base 35 to 1207 and encodes 390 amino acids. The record is from RefSeq and is a predicted model, not a curated record.